AUGUCGCAGACUCGCAUUCAGAGUCGACGCGAUGCACGCAAAUCGGAGGGACACGAGAAGGGAGCAAGAGUGUGGUUCCAAAACCGGAGAGCCAAGUUCCGCAAGCAGGAGAGGCUGAACCAGCAGAAGCAGUCGGCGUCCUCCUCGAGCUCGGGCUCGGACGCCGGUCUCACCACGUCACCCAUCAGCACCACGGCAGACUCGACGACGCACACCUCCAGUGCCAAGGACUCCAAGGACGUCAAGGUUAUGCUGCAGUCGCAAGACGUCAAGCACCUCAACGGCAAAGUCGUGGCCGCGGACAGCCCGUGCAGCCAGCAGCAGCCCCACAUGUCGCCGCCCAAGUGGAGCUCGAGCCCGUGUGGCCAGCCUUCGUGCCUCGGCCCUUACCCUUACGGCUCCGGCCUGACGGGCGUCGACACCAAGCCCAGCUUGUCUCCGCAGAUCUUCUGA
Molecule: messenger RNA, 453 nt
Organism: Rhipicephalus microplus (southern cattle tick)
Lineage: Eukaryota; Metazoa; Arthropoda; Arachnida; Ixodida; Ixodidae
Biological process (GO): regulation of transcription by RNA polymerase II
Molecular function (GO): DNA-binding transcription factor activity, RNA polymerase II-specific; RNA polymerase II transcription regulatory region sequence-specific DNA binding
Source: RefSeq, a predicted model, not a curated record